Messenger RNA from Leishmania mexicana MHOM/GT/2001/U1103, 1860 nucleotides. RefSeq lists its product as hypothetical. Gene Ontology annotation, molecular function: protein binding. The record is from RefSeq and is a predicted model, not a curated record. The transcript has a single exon. Lineage: Eukaryota; Euglenozoa; Kinetoplastea; Trypanosomatida; Trypanosomatidae. The coding region runs from base 1 to 1860 and encodes 619 amino acids.
AUGGACGCAAAGGAAUUUGUUCAGCGCUUUCCAAAGUCGGCCCUCAGCGCCAAGCUUGUCUUGUCUCUGGAAAGCACAGAGCAACGGGAUUGCGUUGUGUCGCUCAUUGAUGACGCCGUUUACUGUGACUCCUGGGAGGCGUACUUUGACUUUGCCGAGCGCAAUAAUGUUGCCAUUACGGAGGAUGUGGCGCUGGCUGCCGUGCAGGCAGUCGGAUUGGAUCCACUCAGCGCCCCUUUGUGGGUGAGGGCUGCGGCCUGCUGCGAAUCAGUGGAGUCGCGAAAGAGCCUGUAUGAGUUUGGCCUCUCGGUUCCGUUACAUGGCUGGCAGCGCCUCUUCGAGGAAUAUCGCCGCUGCACUAACGGCCAUGAGGACGAUCACGCGCUUUCCGAAACCGAAUGCUGGUGUGUAUCCAAUGUGUUGACAGCGGAGAAGUGGCCAGACCGUUACGCCAAGCUGGACACGGACGCUGAGGCCGAGGAGGUCCGACAAGCUUGGCUUGAGCUUUUUUCUUGUAUGCUGACGGGUCUGGCCGCCACGGUGAUUGCCAGAGACCUACAGUUGCGGCGGAUUGAGCUAGCAAUGCGUCAAAUGUGCAGUCAGUUGCCAGGGGAUGACUCAUGCUGGUACCAACUUGCUCUCUUUCAACUUCGAAUCUUGGAGGACGCCGAGGCGGCGAGGAGGACUGUUGCGAGCGGGAUAGCAGCAGCAGGGCCAUCGUUCGCCUUGGAAAAUAUUGCUUCCGUCGUGGAUGGUGUUGUGGGUGUCAGUGACAGCAGUAGCACCUCGAGCGCUGAUGCGCUCAGUGCAACAAAGGCGUUGAUGCAGCAGCGCCGUGCUGCGGAGGAAUUGGCGUCAGAUGGGGUUACAAAAGACCGGGUGCGUGCUUUGCGCUCGGUAGGAAAGGCCGCUGCUCAACAGGGGCUUGGCGAUUGGAAGGUUUUCUCGCAGUGGCGGUGCGCGGAGGACAUGGCAGUCCACGACACCAAAAUGGCUGCCAAGGUGCUGGAGAACGGCAUGAUCUGUUGCUCGCACUCCCCCACUGAUGCCCUCCUGUUGGGUAGCGAGGCGGCACAGUACCACCUCUUGCAGCGUCACGAGCGCGAAGCGCUGGGCUACGCGGAGCAGCAGAUUGAGCAACAGGCCGGGCUGCAUCACCGCGGCAAAAUCAUGGCGUCGUGGAACAGCCUUGUGCGUAUUGAGAGCCUCCUUGGUCUGAGUUUUUCGAAGGCGGCAAAGCGGCGUGCAGAGCUGUUUCCGCAGAAUCGCAUUUCCACGUUCAUGGAGAACUGCAGGGUCGGCGACUACUUGCCGUGCGACAAGAGUACCUUCCAGUGGGUCCGCUUCGUGGAGGACUAUCAGGUGGACAAGGCAUCCGUUGAGGAAACACCUUUUCAUGGAAUCGCCCCCCCUCGGAACAAGGCGGUGGCGGUAAAGCGUGGGCAGCAGGUGGAAUGCGAAACACCUGACGACUCGCAGUGGGAGCCUUUUGUGCCGCCGCCCAGCUGCUUGCCUUCUCGCGAGGAAGAGAAUCCUGAUGAUGUCACCGGAGUCCGAGAACUGCGCGGAAAGCUCGUAUAUCGCGUGAAGGUGGACUCGCGCACAGCGGCACGGUGCCAGAGAGAGAAAGCAACGAGGCAGCGCUCCAAGACGGGAGAGAAAGCCAUCGAGCGCGGCGGUGCUCUCGGGGCGCUGAUGCGACGUGUGUGUUCAGUGAAUCUUACGGCUGGCCAGACGAAGCGGUUGCAGUCGGUCUCCGCAGAUUGGGUUGUUCACGUGCUGACCGUUUCAGAGCUCGAUUUGGAGCGGACGCUCAAGGAACGCGCUGAGCGACAGGAGAGUCAUGACAUGUCUGUGUAA